Molecule: messenger RNA, 1619 nt
Organism: Ziziphus jujuba (common jujube)
Lineage: Eukaryota; Viridiplantae; Streptophyta; Magnoliopsida; Rosales; Rhamnaceae
Product: putative fasciclin-like arabinogalactan protein 20
Exons: 1
Coding region: 380-1393 (337 amino acids)
Source: RefSeq, a predicted model, not a curated record
UUAUUAUUAUUAUAUAUAUAUACAAACUGGACUUUCAAAAUCCAAAAACGCUAGGCCCAAAAUGAAGAGCCACAUAAAAGCCCUGAACAAAAACCACCCAGGGGCAUUCCCGUCACUUUAAACCCAAACAGCCUAACGAACUGAGAAAAAAAUCCCCUCGUAACUUCUAACUAACGUCUGAUUCCCUCCCACAACAUCAACCAAUCACAGUCUUUCCCGCCCAAAAAUAAAUAAAUAAAUAAAUAAAAAUUCCCUUCAAUUGACAUUUUGCGCCUCUCACACUCUCUCUCUCUCUCUCUGUGAAAAAACACAUUCAAGCAGAGUUGCAGAGAACAAAAACCCUUCCCUCCAAAAAAAAAGCUUUCGAAUUCUUCCACCAAUGGCUUCCUCGCUUCUCGUCUCUUUCUUACUUCUCUCUUUCCUCUCUUUCGCAUCUCCCCUGCCUUCCGAUACAAUCCUCGACGCCGCCGAGAUUCUCUCCGAUUCCGGCUUCGUUUCCAUGGCUCUCACCCUGGAGAUCGUUUCCCAAACCCUCACCGUACAGUCUCCAUCUCUCACCAUCUUCGCUCCAAACGACGCUGCUUUCUCUCAGGCCGGUCAGCCCAGUCUCUCUCUCCUCCAAUUUCACUUCUGCCCUAUCCCUCUGCCAUUGGAGAGCCUCAAAUUGCUCUCCACUGGGACCAAGAUCCCGACGUUGUUAUCUGGGCACUCUCUGAUCGUCACCUCAUCGCCUUCCUCCGAUCAAAUUUCGCUCAACAAUGUUAAGAUUACCGGUGGGUCGCCAAUUUACGAUGAUGGGUCUAUGAUCAUAUUCGGAAUCGAGGACUUCUUCGAUCCGAAUUUCGGUCUUCCAGUUCCGAUUGGCAGUCCUCGUUCAACUCCAAGAUGUGGGUCUUCGUCAACGAACGGUUCAAUGGAUUUUCCAGGGGUUUCUUGGUUCGAAGGAGCAAGUGCGGCGCUGAGAUCCAAUGGGCACUCUGUAAUGGCUUCGUUUCUGGAUCUGCAACUGGAGGGUUUCAAGGAACCGACAAUGAUGACAAUCUUCGCUCCGGUUGAUCAAUCAAUGGUGAAUCCCAUGAAGAACGUUUCGGUUUUUCUUCGGCAUGUUGUUCCGUGCAAGCUUCUGUGGAAUGAUUUGGUGAAUUUCGAUGAUGGAACUGUGUUGCCGACUUAUUCAAACGGCUUCACCAUCACAGUUACAAGAUCUGAUAGCGUGUUGAUGCUCAAUGGAGUUCCGGUUUUCUUCCCGAACAUGUAUUUCAGCGACCCGCUUGUCGUUCAUGGCCUUAACGAGGUUCUUGCUGUCCAAGAGAAACCCAAAGAAAUGGCAGAACUUUUUUAUUGGACUGGAGAAGACGGUGACCAAAUGUUGUUGGGCAAUGAUGAAUUUUGAGGCCAAGAAUUCUAGAUUUAGUAUUUGUUUUUUUUCCAUAGAUGAAUUUUGAGGCCAUUAAAUCAUUUUUUCUUUUUCUUUUUUCGUGAUUUGAUUUUUGGGUUAGAUGGCUCUCUCAGAUUUUUCUGUAUAUCUGGUAAAAUUCAACUUGGCUUUCCUCUGAAUAUGUAGAUCUUUUACAUGUGAUUUCAAAAUUUCAUUGCUUAAACCCACUAUAUUCAAUGUC